AUGUCUUGCUGUGAGUCUUGUCUCCAAGGAUGCUGCAGCGUCCCCACUGGCCCUGCCGCCACCAUCUGCUCCUCUGACCUAUGCUGCCAAUGUGGAGUCUGCCUGCCCAGAACCUGUCCUCACGAGAUCAGCCUCCUCCAGCCCACUUGCUGCGACACCUGCCCCCCAGCCUGCUGCGUGCCUGACUCCUACGUGCCAUCAUGUUGGCUGCUCAACAGCUACCACCCUACUCCAAACCUGAGCGGAAUCUCUGUCACAACCUGCGUCCAGCCCUGUGAGUGUGAAACACCUUGCUGCUAG
Molecule: messenger RNA, 300 nt
Organism: Diceros bicornis minor
Lineage: Eukaryota; Metazoa; Chordata; Mammalia; Perissodactyla; Rhinocerotidae
Product: keratin-associated protein 3-1-like
Exons: 1
Coding region: 1-300 (99 amino acids)
Cellular component (GO): keratin filament
Molecular function (GO): structural molecule activity
Source: RefSeq, a predicted model, not a curated record